GAACUGCAGCUGAUACCUAUUAUUUUUGACAGAUGUGUGUCGUCGUGUUGUGUGGCGUCCUGUCUAUUUAUCUUUAGAAUUUUAUUAUUAUUUACAGAUUUUUUACUCGAUCCUUUGUUUAGAAAUGUGUUAAAGUGUAAGAUUAGAUUAGUUUAGUGUACUUAGGAAUUAUUUUUAGGAUAAUCUCAAAGGAAAAGGGAGGAUUGUUUGGAAACAUGGACCGCAAUAAUAUGAGGACUUCUAAUUACAGAUAUGUGAGCAGCGGCACGCGUUCGUUGCCGCAUAUGGGGGGAAGUAAGCGACACAAUGGGAAUGGUCAUGCAGCAAGACUUAGCCCACCGGCACAGGCGCCGCCUCCACAUGUAAACCACCACCAUCACCACAACAACAACAACAACAAUAACAACAAUAAUAAUAACAACAACAACAUAAACAACCAGAACGAUGAUCUUAUCAACUAUAUCUACGAUUCUUGGAAUAAGGUGACACGUGAACUAGAACGCGGCAGUGACGACGCGAAGUAUUAUCAAGAAGUUUUGGCGCCCCGUCAGCUAGCCAACUUCAGACCGUUUGACCUCGACGAGUGGUGGGCCCGUCGCCUCGUACAGAGCAUAAACCGCAACAAACACCGGUCUUAGUUCCCGAAAUAAUUUCGUCGGUGAACGACUUGACAACUGUGCCCAUUGGAAGAAAAGCAAUCUUUAAUUUUAGCUUGGUAUAAUCUAUACUCCCCUCCGCAGCCCACAAGAUGGUGAUUUAUGGUACAUCCAAGCUCCAUCGUAACUCAGUCAGACAUUUUACAAGACCGGAUGGCACUUGCAAAGGU
Molecule: messenger RNA, 826 nt
Organism: Spodoptera exigua (beet armyworm)
Lineage: Eukaryota; Metazoa; Arthropoda; Insecta; Lepidoptera; Noctuidae
Source: the annotation of a GenBank genome assembly